Messenger RNA from Coccidioides immitis RS, 985 nucleotides. RefSeq lists its product as uncharacterized. Gene Ontology annotation, cellular component: cytoplasm. The transcript has 5 exons. NCBI's taxonomy places the organism in Eukaryota, Fungi, Ascomycota, Eurotiomycetes, Onygenales, Onygenaceae. Bases 170 to 628 code for a protein of 152 amino acids. The record is from RefSeq and is a predicted model, not a curated record.
GGUGUAAAGGUCGAAAUAUCCUACUAAUUGGAUUGCUAUUUUUCCCUGGACCAUUUGAAUUGCUAUAUACCCCAUUUAACUCAGCAUUUGAAUUUAAACGACUGUCACGAUCGAAUUGGCUGAGCGAACAGCUCCGUCUCGAAGGACUCUCUCCAACGAAAAAAUCAAAAUGUCACAACCAGUACCAGCAGGAUUUGAUCCAGAGAAGGCAGAGAACUUGGAAGAUAUUGAGAAGCAGUUUGCAGUGAAAGCUGUCCAGCAAAUGGCAACAUACUGGGCUAUCCUCGAGAAAACACCUGGCUCCAAAUUACGACUUACGAAAUUGGAUGACGAGAUAUAUGAGCAUUUCAGAAAUGAAUUUCCUGGCUUCGAUGUCAAAGGCACUAUUGAUGAAGACCAAAUGAAAAGCAAAGAAGGAAAAGAGAAGUGGCGCGAUUUUGCUAUGGCGUACGAGAAGAAGGUUAAUGAUUACAAUUUUGGGACGUUGCUAAGGAAAAAUCCGAAGUGGGAGUAUGGUGAGAAGGAAACCAUGUUCGUGAUUCGAAUGCAAUUCUAUGCCAUAGAGAUCGCAAGAAACCGAGAAGGCCUCAAUGACUGGAUUUACGAAGAGUCCCAAAAAGGGGCUUAGAAUACUUCGUGCAGCUAAUGGUGUUCAACUUAAACAGCUCCAUCUACCUAUUAUACGUGCCUGGACUCUUGCACAUCGAUUGCUGAAUUGAAAAUUCAGCUUGAAUUUGCAUAUGUUGCGAUGCAUUUUGAAGUCAGCAUCAGUUUCACGAAACACCAGACUUGUACUCUAUACACAUACAUGCCACACAUAAGGUCGGCAGAUACAGUUCUUGCUUUGCCAUGCACUACACUGUGGAUUUUAGUUUGAUUCUGGAGCCCGGACUGAAUAUUGUCUAUUGUACGGUCAGCCCGUCUCUGAUAAGAUCAAUAGAUUGUCCAACGAAGAGUCAAGUUACAGACCAUGUAAAUAUACAUA